GCCAAUAUCUCCCCUUCGGCUCUACCCUUUUAUCAAAACAGAGCGCUACUUUUCACCCUUUCUUCUCGUAACUCAAAACACCAAACCCCCCUUCGCAACUGCUCACUUUCGCCAGAGAAAAAAAUGGACCGGUACCAGAAGGUGGAGAAGCCGAAGGCUGAGACGCCGAUAAACGAGAAUGAGCUGAGGAUUACAGCUCAAGGGAGAAUGAGGAAUUACAUUUCUUACGCCAUGACUUUGCUUCAGGAGAAAGGUGCAAACGAGAUUGUGCUUAAAGCUACAGGUAGAGCUAUAAACAAGACUGUCAUGAUUGCUGAAUUAAUUAAGAGGAGGAUUGCCGGUCUUCAUCAGAACACAUCAACUGGAUCAAUAGACAUAACUGAUACAUGGGAACCUCUAGAAGAAGGCCUUCUUCCCCUAGAAACCACUCGCCAUGUUUCGAUAAUCACGAUUACUUUGUCUAAAAAAGUUCUGGAUUCAUCUUCAAUAGGAUAUCAACCUCCAAUUCCAACUGAUCAAGUGAAGGCAUCAGCCGAAAUUGAGGGAAAUGAAGGGGAGGACUCUGCUGACACCCAAGGCAAAGGACAUGUUGGACAAGGAAAAUAUGGAGGCAAUAUCAAUGGAGGCAUGGUGGACCAUAGGAAUGGAGGAUGGGAUGGCGGUCGAGGUUAUGGAGGCAGAGGUUGGGGUCGUGGGAGGGGACGUGGUUCCCGAGGGCGUGGUAGAGGGUAUGGUGGUGGAAAUAUGCAGCGGGAUUCAGGAUAUUACAACGGUAAUGAUCCAUCAGGACCAUUGCCUGGCCAGGGUCGUGGUGGACGUGGGAGAGGACGAGGACGAGGACGUGGUCGCGGACCUCCUGGUCAAGGUUUCAGAUCUGAUGGUCCAUUCCAGAAAGCUGCUUGAGCAUCUACAGAAGUAUGGCUUUAAAUUGAAACCAAACCAGUGGAUGGCUGCUGGCCUUUACGCAUUAUUUAAGGCUUUGAUUGCAAAUUUGAUUGGUAAGAGACCUUAUCUAUUGUUUUCUAGGCCGCAAUUUUUGAGGGAAAUUGGUAGGUAGAUGAUAUUUUAUCACGCGCCGCCAAUGUUUGUGCAAUUUUUUUAGUUAUUUUUAGAUUAAUAUUGAAAAUGAUUUUCUCGAAAUAAUAGAGCAGCAGUCUUGUCAUCUUUUUUAGUA
Molecule: messenger RNA, 1174 nt
Organism: Gossypium raimondii (Peruvian cotton)
Lineage: Eukaryota; Viridiplantae; Streptophyta; Magnoliopsida; Malvales; Malvaceae
Exons: 9
Coding region: 124-903 (259 amino acids)
Molecular function (GO): RNA binding
Source: RefSeq, a predicted model, not a curated record